Phytophthora nicotianae INRA-310 is the source of this 312-nucleotide messenger RNA. RefSeq lists its product as hypothetical. Bases 1 to 312 code for a protein of 103 amino acids. The record is from RefSeq and is a predicted model, not a curated record. The transcript has a single exon. Lineage: Eukaryota; Oomycota; Peronosporomycetes; Peronosporales; Peronosporaceae.
AUGCAACAGCGGGGCGCGGACCUUGAGCGUCAAGUUGCUCAACGGCAGGGUCAACUUGACCUGUUGGUCCGGAUGCAGCCGUACGGCUCUCAUCCUGUGGCAAUGCAACCCCCGAUGACUCUACCGCCCGCUGCCUUGCAGCCUCCCAUGGCUCUGCAGCUUCCUGCUACCCCGCAGUAUCCUGCGUACUCGUACUCUGGUGCUGGGCUUCAGCACCCUGCUGUCUCGCAGACUCCUGCAGCCUCGCAGCCCUCGUCCGACCCGGCGCUAGCGCCUCAGAGCUCACCCGAACAGGGUCCCGGUAUGGCUUAA